Patella vulgata (common limpet) is the source of this 1620-nucleotide messenger RNA. RefSeq names its product solute carrier family 46 member 3-like. The record is from RefSeq and is a predicted model, not a curated record. Gene Ontology annotation, molecular function: transmembrane transporter activity. The coding region runs from base 229 to 1620 and encodes 463 amino acids. Gene Ontology annotation, biological process: transmembrane transport. The transcript has a single exon. Gene Ontology annotation, cellular component: membrane. NCBI's taxonomy places the organism in Eukaryota, Metazoa, Mollusca, Gastropoda, Patellidae.
AUUAGAUUUAACAAUACGGAUCAUGCUUCAUGACUCCUGUGUGGGAGUAUUAUAAGAGAACUAUCACGUGUUGCAGAAUAUCCUUGUUUGUUUUUUAGUCGUCUCCCAGCCAUGUGUAGGUUCGUUAUUAUCAGCGAAUUAUAAGUUUCAGAGGACAAAGGAUAUUCUGAGCGGUUUAUUUGAAGAGUCUAGCCCGAAGUUUGACAUUUUUACAAACGCCUGAGCAUCAUGGUCUUUAGCUUUUGUCCCAAGCAGACAGUUUUUGCUGGCUUGGUGUUUUUCUUGUACAAAGCAGGGGAGUCGAUGUUAGAUGCUACCAUUCGCCCAUACAUCAUCCAAGCUGUUUGUCGUAACAGAUAUCGUGAUAAUGUGACGAUUUGUUACGAUGCGUCGAUUCAGUCGCGAGCACAAGAAGAGGAUAUACAGAGCACAGCGUCCAACUAUCUGAUCUACUAUAGAAUUCUAGUUAACGUUCCUGCCAUUAUACUGGGUCUAGUGUGGGGAGCUUGGAGUGACCGUCAUGGUCGGAAGCUACCAAUGAUGAUCCCAAGUUUAGGUUCCGUGUUGACGGUUCUGUUAUACGUAGGCAGUUUACAGUCCGUUGACUGGAAUCUUGUGUUGAUUUUGUGCGGCUCCGCAGUUCAAGGAAUAUUUGGUAAGAGUUCGGUUAUAACCACGGCUGUGAAUAGUUAUGUCUCCGACAUAACGGAUAAAGACGACCGAACCGGAUCACUAAGUCGUUUAUUGGCUAUGAACUAUUUUGGUUUGUUCGUGGGUUCGCUGCUUUCGGGUGCACUUCAGGACUACACUGACCUUCAAACAACAUUAACUGUAGUAUGUUUCCUUCAUGCAUUCAGUGUGCUGACCACUAUUGGUUUCAUCAACAACGCAGAUCCGACUACUUCCACAGAAAGGAGAUACGGUAGUCUGUGUAGGGUGUGUACUCCCACGGAAUUGCGUGAAUCUCUUACGGUUCAUCUUACAGUAAGUAAGGUCAACCCCACAAGAGUCUUUACAACAUUAGUCUUCAUAGCGCUGAUGAACCAGACGUGUAAAGUCGGUGACCAGGACGUCACUGUGCUCUUCGUGAAGAAGCAUCCUCUGAAGUGGCCGACGCCCUGGUAUGGAUAUCUCCUCGCCCUGGACUACACUGUUAUGGGAGCAACUCUCAUGAUCUUGACCCCAGUGUUAUCAACCUACGGUAAAGUACCGGAUACAGUUAUUGUAAUCAUUGGUGUAUGUUGUAAGGUCGUGCGUUCUCUAUGGGCGGGCUUCUGCUACCAGUCGUGGAUGGUAUUUGCAUCAGUCCUUAUUGGAGCUGUAGGAGGAAUGAUCAUAUCAGCAGUGCGAUCUUUAGUCAGUAAGAAUGUGGAUGAUAGUGACAUGGGGAAGGCCUUCGCUGUUUUGGCCUGUGCUGAAACGGCGUCAAAAGUGAUCGGUUCCAUUGUUUUCAACUAUGUAUACGGAGCUACCAUUCAUGUUUUUGCUUGUGCCGCCUACCUUAUGGAGGCUAUUAUUUACAUGUUUGUAUUGGCGAUCGCUGUAUGUCUGCAUAAAGAUCUAAAAUUAUCCAGUGAGUACGAUGUCCUGAAAGGUUAUGGAAUAAUUUAUAAAGACUAA